AUGUUGUCUACGGGUCGACGGCUUCUGACUCGUCGUCUCCCGGCCUGGAACAACAUCCACGCCACCUCUAUUGCAAGAGGUGUCGUUCGUGAUCAUACCGCUGCUUUCUCCACGACCCGCGGCCCGCAUGCGACCGCGACUCCAUCCGACACUGCCAAAGCCCCGUCGCCAGUUGAUCAGUUCGCGAACGGAAAUAAUGCUUACUACGCUGAGGAGAUGUUCAGAUGCUGGAGGCAGGUGCGUCCUCGGAGGUAUCGUGCUUCGUAGCAGAUCUGGUUGGCGUUGACGCGCCGCCACCGAUGUACUCCACGCGGGCUGCCUGGCUGCUUAGUUCUGGCACUGACCGUGGCCGCGCCUUCUGACUUGAUUAACCCAGGACCCAUCGUCAGUACACCCUUCGUGGGCCACGUACUUUUCCGGGUUGGACUCUGGAUUGCGCUCCGAGGAUGCGUUCCGACCCCCCCCGGGUCUCGUCUCGCUACCCUCAACCGACGGCAACGCUCCUUUCAGUCUGGCCGGUGGGAACGGCUCAGGCCUCGUUGAAGAUCAUAUGAAAGUGAGUCUGUUUGAUGGAAGAGGGGUCCUCUCGUUAUCGGCGAUGUCAACGCUGGACGGUUCUCCUUAUGCGGAUGGCGGGAGGAUGGCCCGCACCAAGCCAUCGUAUCUGGCCUGACUCGACUGCACACAGUCCCAGUCAGAAGAGCCUGGAUUAUGUCGAUGCUCACCCGGAUCGAGAACGUGUUCUUCGCAGGUCCAACUUCUUGUUCGAGCUUUUCAAGUCCGUGGCCAUCACAUCGCAAACCUUGAUCCACUUGGGAUCAAUCAGCCCGAUCUCUCUUCGACCAUGCCGCCCGAACUCACAAUCGAGAACUACGGCUGGACCGAAAAAGAUUUGGACAUGGAGUUCGAACUGGGUGCCGGCAUUUUGCCCCGUUUCAAAGAGCAAGGAGUGGAGAAAAUGUCGCUGCGUAAGAUCAUCGACGCCUGCAAGCAAAUUUACUGUACGUCGAGUCGCCAAUGGACCUCGUUCUCGAUCUCGGAGCGCGCGUGACCGAUGACUGCCUAGCUGACUGUCCCAUUCCGACCACGACGCUUUAAUAGCCGGCUCUAUUGGCAUUCAGUACAUUCACAUACCGAACCGCGACGAGUGCGACUGGAUCCGUGAACGAAUCGAGAUUCCUGAGCCCUGGAAGUACACUGUCGACGAGAAGAGAAUGAUUCUUGAUCGGCUCAUCUGGUCCGACUCAUUCGAGCGCUUCAUCGCGUCGAAAUACCCCAACGAGAAGCGGUUCGGUCUGGAAGGUGCCGAAUCGAUGAUCCCGGGCAUGAAGGCGCUGAUCGAUCGUUCGGUCGAGCUGGGUGUGCAAUCGAUCGUUAUCGGUAUGCCUCAUCGCGGUCGCUUGAACGUGCUCGCCAACGUUAUUCGCAAACCGACGGAAGCAAUUUUGGCCGAGUUCGCUCCUUCGCUCGACCCGACUCAGGAAGCAGCAGCUGAUGUCAAGUAUCAUCUCGGCGCAAACUACGUUCGACCAACACCGAGUGGCAAGAAGGUCUCUCUUAGUUUGGUUGCGAACCCGUCCCAUUUGGAGGCUGAGGACGGCGUCGUAUUGGGCAAGACCAAGGGCAUUCAACACUUUGAAGGCCAAGGUGACCUCUCGAGCGCGAUGGGUUUGCUACUGCACGGCGACGCUGCUUUCGCCGGACAAGGCAUCGUAUACGAGACUAUGGGCUUCCAUGACUUACCGUAUUACGGCACUGGUGGAACAAUUCAUUUGAUCGUCAACAAUCAAAUUGGCUUUACUACCAACCCUGCUCAGGGGCGCUCGACACCGUACCCGUCCGACAUUGCCAAGUCGAUUGAUGCACCCAUCUUCCACGUCAACGGUGACGACCCCGAGGCCGUAACCUUCGUUUGCCAGCUGGCCGCGGAUUUCCGCGCCAAGUUCAAGAAGGACGUGGUCAUUGACCUCAUCUGCUACCGUCGACAUGGACACAAUGAAGGCGAUCAGCCUAUGUUCACGCAGCCGAAGAUGUACCAAGUAAUCAAGGACAAGCCAACCACGCUCGACGUCUACACGCAAGCACUGGUGGAAGAGUCGACAUUCACAAAUGAGGAGACGGAGAAGCACAAAAGCUGGGUUUGGGGGAUGCUCGAGAACUCAUUUGAGGCGAGCAAGGAGUACAAGCCGACGUCCAAAGAAUGGCUGUCGUCAUCCUGGGACGGUUUUCCCAGUCCCCGCGAACUGAAGGAGAAUGUGCUGGAGGCGCGCCCGACGGGCGUAGAGUUUGAUGUGUUAAGAAAGGUCGGCAAGAUCAUCUCUACUUAUCCAAAAGACUUCGAGGUGCAUCGCAACCUUGCAAGGAUUCUGAAGACGCGCGGAACGUCGGUUGAAGAUGGCAAGGGCAUCGAUUACUCCACCGCGGAGGCACUCGCAUUCGGAACUCUGGCUCUGGAAAAAACUCAUGUUCGCGUAUCGGGUCAGGAUGUCGAGCGCGGCACGUUCUCGCAGCGCCAUGCGGUGUUGCACGAGCAGAACACCGAUGCGCUCUAUAUGCCUUUGGCCCAUCUGUCUGAGGAUCAAGCCACUGUGACCGUCUGCAACUCGUCUCUCUCCGAGUUCGGCGUCCUAGGGUUUGAGUUGGGCUACUCGCUGGUUGAUCCGGCCCUGCUCGUCAUCUGGGAAGCACAGUGUGAGUGAAGAGAUUGUGAUCGCGUCGAUACAGUAAAGUUUGGCCCCGGCUAAUGUUCUUCCUUCUCAGUCGGAGAUUUCUCUAACGGCGCUCAGAUUAUGAUUGAUCAGGUCAGUGGAGUGCAGAUCUUCUCCCCACUUCAGACAUAUGCUCAGGACAUUAUUCGACCUGCUACUACUACAGUUCAUUGCUUCCGGUGAGAAGAAGUGGUUGCAGCGGUCUGGUCUUGUAAUGUCGCUACCUCAUGGCUACGAUGGCCAAGGGCCGGAGCACUCCUCGGCCAGGAUCGAACGAUUCCUUCAACUGUGCGACGACCAUCCAUUCCAUUACCCCACUUCGGAGAAGCAAGCUCGCCAACAUCAAGAUUGCAACAUGCAGCUAGUUUACCCCACGAUCCCUGUAUAUAUGCUUUCCGCACAUCGUUUAAGGUCGUUCAUUAUUUUGAGCUAACCUGCUGUUUUUGUCUACUUCGGCCAUAGUCCAACAUUUUCCACGCUUUGCGCCGCCAGAUUCAUCGUGACUACCGCAAGCCGCUCAUCGUCUUCUUUUCAAAGAACUUGCUGCGUCAUCCCCAAGCCCGCUCCUCGCUUGAGGAGAUAGGACCCGACACGCACUUUCAGCGGUACAUUCCCGAGCCGGAACCGGAAGGCUUUGGCACGGCGGAAGAUGUACAGCGCCACAUUGUAAGUGUUUAAAUGAGACAAAUCCCAUCUGCUCCCAUUGCUUGCAUGUUUACCUUGGACUGCCACAGCUCUGCUCCGGUCAAGUCUACUACGCUCUUUUGGCAGAGCGCGAAAAACGGGGCCUUCAAGCGAUUGUGGCGAUUUCGCGUGUGGAGCAACUGUCUCCGCUUCCCUACGAUCUUAUUACGCCGCAUUUGGAUAGGUAUCCCAAUGCAGGUGAGUUGUUCACUGCUAUGCCUUGGUGACAGCCAUGCUGACAGUGAUUUUACCGCCUCCCUCUGCAGUGCAAUACUGGGUUCAAGAAGAAGUGAGUACUUCUGGCGGUCAGGAAUGUCCUUGGCUGCUGCUUGCUGAUUAGAUCUUGUGGGUUACUGCUUUACUACGCGUGUAGCCGAUCAACGGAGGGGCAUGGCAGUACAUGCAGCCUCGACUGGAGACUGCCAUGCGUGAGACUGCGCAUCAUGCCUCAAAGCGAAUGUGAGUGGAUGGUGCACUUGUAAAGUCGGACCACCCAAUGAUUGACUGUGCAUAUCUCUCAUGGUGCAGCUAUGUUGCCGGACGCGAGCCUGUCUCUUCGGUUGCAACUGGUUCCAAGAAGCAACACUUCUACGAGAUUGAGCAAUUCAUGGAGCAAGCUUUCGACCUUUCAAAGCAUGCGCAAUCCCAUGGAUCGCAAAAGGCGCAUUAG
This is a messenger RNA of Microbotryum saponariae, 4062 nucleotides long. NCBI's taxonomy places the organism in Eukaryota, Fungi, Basidiomycota, Microbotryomycetes, Microbotryales, Microbotryaceae. The record is from the annotation of a GenBank genome assembly.